Molecule: messenger RNA, 1829 nt
Organism: Closterium sp. NIES-67
Lineage: Eukaryota; Viridiplantae; Streptophyta; Zygnematophyceae; Desmidiales; Closteriaceae
Source: the annotation of a GenBank genome assembly
CAGAAGAAGGCCCGCACCCCAGGCACAUAAGCAUGCCAUAACCCGGAGACAAGCUCCAUGGCUCCUACGAACGCGGGGCUGAAUCUACUUACCGAGGGAGUACACGAAGGCUUUAGGUCUCCCAUCCGCCUCGAAACGGACCACUGUUCCGCCUCGCAGCCAUCUCCCCUCCGCCACGCCGCGAUCCUCCCUGCCACCCCGACGCGUAUCUCCCUUCUGCCUCGACGCGUAUCUCCCUUCCGCCACGGCGCGUAUCUCCCUUCCGCCGCGUAUCUCCCUUCCGCCACGGCGCCAUUCCCCAACCUCCGGGCCGCCCAUCACCCUUCCGCCACGGCGCCCGCCUCAGUGCCGCCCCUCCGCAUUUCUCGUAUCCGCCUCUACGCAUUUCAACCAUUUGCUUUGCCGCCCGUAUCCCUUCCGCCACGACACGAUACUCCCUCCCGACUCGCCGCGACUGUCCCUACCGCCUCCCCACAACGCUCAUCCAUCAUCCCGACGUCCUUCUCCCUUCCGCCUCGACGCCCCCCUCCCGUCCGCCACGACGUGUUUCUCCAGUCCGCCGCGACGCGUUUCUCCCAUCCGCCACAACCAUGCGUUACUACAGUCCCCCUCGACGCGUUUCUCCCGUCCGCAGCGACGCGUUUCUCCCGUCCGCCUACACGCGAUUCUCCCUGCCGCACCUCCGCGUUUCCACCAUCCACCUCGCCGCCCUACGCCCUUCCGCCUCGCCGCCCUAUUUCCUUUCGCUCCGCCGCCCCACUCCCUUCCGCCUCGACGCCCUACUCCCUUCCGCCGCGACGCCCUACUCCCUGCCGCCUCGACGCCCUACUCCCUUCCCCCUCGCCGCCCUACUCCCUUCCGCCUCAACGCCCUACUCCCUUCCGCCUUAACGCCUUUCUCCUUUCCCCCUCAACACCAGCGACCUCAGGCCCGACGCACGUCGCCCUUCUCAUCGUCGCUGCGCCCCACGAUUCCGCAACAGGACGAUAAACAAAGGGGGAGCGUCACCGUCCGCCCUGACCCGCGCUGGCCGACUUCCAUCCACACGACGCGUCCAAGCUGCCCCGCUCCCACGCUCCUCCAUCUCCACCCAUCCCGUCCUAUCUCCUCUCAUCUCCUCCCAUACCGUCCAUUCUCCCCCCAUCUCCACCCAUCGCCACCCAUACCCACUCAUCUCCUCCUAUCCCAUCCCAUCACCACCCAUGACCUCCCAUCCCGGUCUUCCCAUCCCGUCCCAUCUCCACCCAUUUACACCCAUCCCGUCCUAUCUCCUUAUCUCCUCCCAUCCUAUCCCAUCUCCACCCAUACCCACUCAGCUCCUCCCAUCCCAUCCCAUCCCCACUCAGCUCCUCCCAUCCCGUCCCAUCCCCACUCAGCUCCUCCCAUCCCAUCUCAUCCCCACCGAGCUCCUCCCAUCCCGUCCCAUCCCCACUCAGCUCCUCCCAUCCCGUCCCAUCCCCACCCAGCUCCUCCCAUCCCGUCCCAUCCCCACUCAGCUCCUCCGCAUGAUUUGUGCAUCUCUGGGAACAACCACUUGCUCGGCGCGCGAGUUGUAUUGUCCCACGACUCUAUGGACACCCUACUCCAUACCUCUCUCAUAAAAGAUUUUUUCCCCGACUUGGGAUUUAAUCCAGCAACCCCACCUCCCACAUCCCGUAGCCAGGCCCAUAGUUCUCCUUUUGUGAAUAGCAAUAAAUCCCCACAACACUUGACAUCACUAACCCGUAUGUUCUUUACCCGCGCCUCAACAAUUUUUUUUUACGAACAAUUUGACUAGGGACCUGGCCUUGUGCCAUGUAUCCAUCUGCCGCUCGAAACCCUCCCAAUCU